AUGGGCCCCCCGACCCCUUCGCUGUCGGUGGCAAAUCCCUCGACCGAGGUGGUGCUCACCUCUCCAUUCCUUUGGAAGCAUCUGCAACGUCUUAUCCAAGAAGAAGAUCCUCACGCCAAUGCUCCCAGUGCACAGGCCGGAAGCGAUUAUGCAGCAGCAAGUGGACCUGCUGAAGAGGUGGUGCAGCUCAUCAAAGAAGUGCUCACAACAGCUUUGGUUCAGUAUUAUCCGUUACGAGACUCGCACACACGUGCCAUCAAACGGUUCCUCGACGAAGUGAUGGCUAUGCUGGAGCCUGACACACACAGAGCUUCGCGCAAACAUCUACGAACAAGCACGCCCCCGCCUCAGAGUUCGCCUCAUUUCGACGACACUUCUGGAUGA
Molecule: messenger RNA, 384 nt
Organism: Ustilago hordei
Lineage: Eukaryota; Fungi; Basidiomycota; Ustilaginomycetes; Ustilaginales; Ustilaginaceae
Exons: 1
Coding region: 1-384 (127 amino acids)
Source: RefSeq, a predicted model, not a curated record